GCUUAUUGGGGUUUAUAAUUGGUUUUGUUUGUCAUGUCAUCAUCUUGAGUCUUCUUUUUCUUGCUAAAAACAGUGAAAACUCAUGAAAGUUUAAGACUUUUGAAUCCACCUUCUUCAAUCCAAGAGGCCCCAUCUUUUAAUUUGUUUUAAAGUUGAGUUCUUUUUUCUGUUCAUGGAUCCCAAUCCCAAGAACUCAACCCCAAAAAACCCUCAUGAAUUACCCAACUUCUUGAACCAUCAAACCCUACCAAACCAAAACCAAACUAUGGGGGAGAACAAACCAGCAAAGAUCAAAGACUUUCAGAUAGCAAUUUCAGACAAAGCUGAAGAGCAACAGAAAAAACAGUUAGCGCCAAAGAGAAGCUCAAACAAAGACAGGCAUACAAAAGUAGAAGGAAGAGGCAGAAGAAUAAGGAUGCCAGCACUUUGUGCAGCAAGAAUUUUCCAGUUGACAAGAGAAUUAGGCCAUAAAUCUGAUGGUGAGACAAUUCAGUGGCUGUUACAACAGUCUGAGCCCUCUAUAAUUGCAGCCACCGGAACUGGAACCAUCCCAGCUUCAGCUUUGGUGGCUGCUGGUGGCUCAGUUUCACAGCAUGGUGCUUCUUUAUCAGCUGGGUUACACCAAAAGAUUGAUGAUUUUGGUGGGUCCAGCAGUGGAAAUUCUAAUUGUAGGACCAGUUGGGGUAUGUUAGGUGGCAAUUUAGGGAGACCCCAUCAUCAUCAUCAUGUAGGUUCAACAGGGUUAUGGCCCCAAGUUGGUGGCUUUGGUUUUCAGUCAUCAUCUAGUGUUACUACUAGUAGUACUGGUCCAGUGGUGGCAGCAAAUUUGGGGAGUGAAAAUUCAUCUUAUUUGCAGAAAAUUGGGUUUCCUGGCUUUGAUUUGUCAGGAAAUAAUAUGGGGGCUAUGAGUUUUAGCUCAAUCUUGGGUGCAACCAGUACUCAGCAGAUUCCAGGGUUGGAGCUUGGUUUGUCUCAGGAUGGUCAUAUUGGGAUUCUGAGUCCACAGGCUUUGAGUCAGCUUUAUCAGCAGAUGGGGCAAGCUAGAGGGGUCCCUCAGCAUCAGCAUCAGCAGCAAAAUCCUGCUAAGGAUGAUUCUCAAGGGUCAGGGGCUUAGAUAGUUUGUAGUUUAGAGGAUUUACUAGGCAUUCUUGAUGUUGAGAGAAAAACCUGAGUGAUUUUUGUGUGAUGCUUUUUGUAUUGUAUAAUUGCUUUAAAGAAAAAGGAAACAAACCAAAAGAAAUACUUGAGAGAAUUCAAUAGGAUUUGGCUUUGUUUUCGCCACUUCGACAACCUUGUCUCCAUAAACAGGUUGAAUUGUGCACAGCGAAAAAGUUCGGAUUUGGGCUUAACUUCUUAUUAGUUCAGAGAGGUGUGUUGAUUAUAGUUUAAAUUAUUUUGUUCUUCACUUAAUUUAAGAUGGAGUGAUGAUCACUCUUUUUGUGAGAUUUGCUUAUAUAUUUGUCCAAUUUACGUCAUAGCACUACAAAUCUUUUACUUCUCUGGUUGAAGAAUACAUUAUUUUGUAAGGGAAGUGGCAAGUGCUUUUGACAUUUGAGUGCCUUUUAUAUAUAUUUUACUUGCAUCUUGUUUGCAGGAAA
This is a messenger RNA of Mercurialis annua (annual mercury), 1598 nucleotides long. Its product is annotated as transcription factor TCP20. Gene Ontology annotation, cellular component: nucleus. Lineage: Eukaryota; Viridiplantae; Streptophyta; Magnoliopsida; Malpighiales; Euphorbiaceae. Bases 173 to 1114 code for a protein of 313 amino acids. The record is from RefSeq and is a predicted model, not a curated record. Gene Ontology annotation, molecular function: DNA-binding transcription factor activity; sequence-specific DNA binding. The transcript has 2 exons.